AUGGAUCUCCUCCGCUCGCACCUCCACAAGGUCCGCAUCCCGGAGCCCGGCAACCGCAUCCACAAGGACGAGUGCUGCGUCUCCUUCGACACCCCGAGGUCGGAGGGGGGCCUGUACGUGGACAUGAGCUCGUUCCUGGGUUUCGGGAGGGAGCAUGUGGAGUGGAACUUCGAGAAGACCGGGAACCCCGUGUACCUCCACAUCGUGCGGCGCCAGAAGCCGGAGCCGGACGAGGCGGAUCGCCCUCUUAAGAAGCCCACCCUCCUUGCGAUAGGCGUGGAAGGAGGCUUUGGUGAUCAAGAACCUGAAUAUGACAAUACUUUUGAAAUCGUCAUUUUACCUGAUUUUAUCUCUCUACCAUUCCCCUCAGUUGACUUGCCAGAGAAGGUUAGGCUUGCAGUUGAUAAGGUUAUCCUUGCUGAAAGUGCUGACAGAAAACAACAACUAGCUGCUUGGGUCGCUGACAAGAAGAAAAUUAGUGAAUAUGCUAUGGAUCUGCAGCAGCUAGAAAAUGGUGUUAUUGUGCCUCCAACUGGAUGGAAGUGCAGCAAAUGCGAUAAAACUGAGAACCUCUGGUUGAAUUUAACUGAUGGUAUGAUCCUUUGCGGGAGGAAGCUUUGGGAUGGAAGUGGUGGGAAUAAUCAUGCAAUUGAACACUACGAACGGACCAAAUACCCUCUUGCAGUAAAGCUUGGAACAAUUACUGCUGAUUUGGAAGCAGCAGGAUUAAAACAAAAAAAAAUACAAGAAAGUGGAAAAGAUGCUGAACUUCUAUUUGGACCUGGUUAUACUGGUCUUGCGAACCUAGGGAAUAGAUACUUUGAGAAGCAGAGUUUGAAAGCUGCAUUUGCAACUGCACCUACUGAUCCAACAAUGGACCUAAACAUGCAGAUGACAAAAUUAGACAUGUUUGCUCUCUGCAUAGACUGCUUUCUUGUUGCAUCCAUAGUAAGGGUUAUGCAAGACCAGUUCACACUUCUUCUUGAUUAUCGACCAACGUACUGGUCUGCUUUUGCAUUUGAUGGACGGCAACUGGGGCAGGAAGGGAUACGUCCUGGUAUGUUUAAGUCAGUUAUUGCUGCGAACCAUUCUGAAUUUUCAAGUAUGAGGCAACAGGAUGCCCUUGAUUUCUUCCUUCACCUUCUUGACCGAGUUGAGCAGGCAAACCCUGGGAACCAUGAGUUAAAUCCUUGUUCAGGUUUCAAGUUCAUUAUUGAGGAGAGGGUCCAGUGCCCUUCUGGGAAAGUUUCUUACAACAAGCGGUCGGACUACAUUCUUUCUUUGAGCAUACCACUGCAUGAGGCAACUAAUAAAGAGCAGCUAGAAGCUUUUCGUGAGAAGAAAGCUGCAAUGGACUUGGAUGGGAAAGAAGUGUCUAAUGAGGAAAUUGUGAGGCCUCGAGUCCCAUUGGAGGCAUGCUUAGCAAGUUUUUCAGGCCCAGAGGAAAUUCCUGAUUUUUACAGCACUGCUUUAAAUUCAAAGACGACUGCCACCAAGUAUGCACAUUUUGAACUCUACAAUUUUUAA
Panicum hallii is the source of this 1527-nucleotide messenger RNA. RefSeq names its product ubiquitin carboxyl-terminal hydrolase 14-like. Gene Ontology annotation, molecular function: cysteine-type deubiquitinase activity; zinc ion binding. The coding region runs from base 1 to 1527 and encodes 508 amino acids. NCBI's taxonomy places the organism in Eukaryota, Viridiplantae, Streptophyta, Magnoliopsida, Poales, Poaceae. Gene Ontology annotation, biological process: protein deubiquitination. The record is from RefSeq and is a predicted model, not a curated record. The transcript has 13 exons.